AUGACCACCGAAAAGACCGAUCUCCAAGAAAAGCUUCGCCAGCUCGGCGAAUACUCGCCCUGCGAUGUAUCAGAUGCGCUUCUGAAGCUGCAGAAGGUCCAGCCCGGAGAGGUCGCGAGGGCAGGGUAUCUCGCCGACAUUGUGCCCUUUGCCUUACCGCAGUCGAGCAGAGAUGCCACGGAUGCUCCUCCGCCAAAGGUCAUUGCGCCGGCAUGUACCUUGAAGCUUGUGCCGAAGAGCGCGACGCCAGACUCGGCGCCGCCGGUGGAAAACUCCAUCUCCAAGGGGAGUCACUGGGUCGACCUGACGGAACCUGGGACCGUCGUCGUUAUUGAUCAGCCGCCAGACCAGAAGUGCGCCGCCGUGGGGGGCAUCAUGGCGCAAAGAAUGAAGAUCAGAGGUGUUGCCGGGUGCGUCGUCGGUGGCCGCGUCAGAGAUUUGGCAGAGCUGAGGGAGUCUCAAUUACCGAUCUUCGCCCUGGGCAAGUCCACGGUCGGAACGAACGCCGAGGCAAAAGCAUAUGCCCGCAACGUCCGAGUGUUGAUAGCCGGCGUCGAUGUCUGCCCGGGCGACAUCAUCUUCUGCGAUCCACUGGAAGGCGUGGUGGUCAUCCCUCGGGACCUGCUCGACGAAACCCUGUCGCUGAUGCCCAAGCUCAUCGCCGCAGACGACAAGGUCAAAGACGCCGUACAGGGGGGCAUGACCGUGGCAGAAGCGUUCAGGACUUUCAGAGUCUGA
Messenger RNA from Fonsecaea nubica, 738 nucleotides. RefSeq lists its product as hypothetical. The transcript is spliced from 5 exons. The coding region runs from base 1 to 738 and encodes 245 amino acids. NCBI's taxonomy places the organism in Eukaryota, Fungi, Ascomycota, Eurotiomycetes, Chaetothyriales, Herpotrichiellaceae. The record is from RefSeq and is a predicted model, not a curated record.